ACGUCAUGACGUCACACUGCGGCGUCCUAAACCAGAAUCAACACAAGUCCGUCUGUCCAACUAGAGAGCAGAGAGCUCAGCUAGUACCCAGAGAAAUUGGACAAACUCGGUCUUCGAGUUGUGAGUGUUGUAUUAGUUCAGUGUUUUAUAUUGACAGAGUUUAUUUACGCAGGAAAGUGGAAAGAAAAACUCUCGGAGGCUCCGGUAAUAAAGGGUUGAAGAUUUGACUGCUUUCCUCGGACACAGCCAACAUGGAGAACCUGCACCCCCACUGCCUGAAAUGCAUCAACAGACGAUGCAUGGCAAGACCAGAGCCGGGUCUGUCCUGUGAUCUUAUUGGCUGUCCUCUAGUCUGUGGGGCAGUUUUUCAUUCGUGCAAGCUGGAAGAACACCGUCUGCUGUGUCCAUAUGAGCGACUGCCAUGCCUGAACAGUGGGUUUGGCUGUCCCUUCACCAUCCCAAGAAUCAAGAUGGCCAAACAUCUGGAGACGUGCCCUGCAAGUAUAGUAUGUUGUACGAUGGAGUGGAACCGCUGGCCCGUGAGCUACGCUGAUCGCAAGUCCUACGAAAACCUGAGCAAAGACUUUGAUGAGGUUGAGCAGCUAGAUAUGGCUUUGGCUUUGCAGGAUCAGAGGAUGCUGUUAGAGUCCCUGAAAGUUGCAACCACUGUGUCAACAAAUGGAGACAAAGAAGUCGAUAAAAGUGACAAAAUGGCCAUGGCGUCUGGUUUGUCAGAAAAUGAGUUGGGCAGUGAAGCGGUAGAAAUGGAGGAGAAACUGUACAGCGGCUUGUGUUCAGAAGAAACCAGCAGAAGUUUAGCUGCUGCCUUAGAUGUUUUAACUAACUCUAACAACAUUAAUGUACUUGUUGAAAAUCUAAAUGGUGAAAAGACUAAGAAUGGGGUGGCCCAUAAUGUAGAGAAUGGGGGAAAUGUGUAUGUCGCUGAGAUUGGGAAGAAUGUAGAAAUGCAAGACUGUGACUCUGAUUCAGAGUGUGAGCUGGGAGCAGUAGGUGGAGUAGACUGUUCCGUGGAAACAGACAGAGAAGAACAUUCUGCUAACUGGGCAGAAGAGAGUGAGUUUGUGGAGCUGCUUUUUGAAGAAAAAUACUUGAUCAACGAACCAAUAAAUAAUCCUCAUCUUGUCUGGCCAGAGAUGCCCCAGAACUACAUGCCAGAUGUAGCACCAGAGCCUCCUGUGGCUCAACAAGCCCCACCUCCACCCCCAAUGCCAUUCCUGUUGUCUGAUCAUGUAAGGAAUAACUUCUUGCAACAUCUACCCACUGAACUCAGAUACAGGUGUUUGGAGCGUAAACUCCAGAAUGUAGAAGUGCUUAGAGGAAUAAGUAUGUUUACAUUUAAUGGACGACGGGCUCUGCUGUCAGACCCUUACUUGUUUCGAGCAAAAAUGGAGGACAAAGCAGUGGACACGUCUGACUUAGAGGUUGCGGAUGACCCCAUGGGUCUCCAUGGCAUCGACCUCAUCACUGCAGCUUUGCUGUUUUGCCUCGGAGAUUCUCCAGGAGGCAGGGGGAUCUCAGACAGCCGCUUUGUGGAUGGCUAUCAUAUUGACUUUGGUACUCAGACGUUCUCCUUUCCUUCAGCCAUUCUGGCAACCAAUACCAUGGUGGGUGAUAUCGCCUCAGCUUCAGCCUGUGAUCAUGCCAGUCCACAGCUUUCUAACCCCAGCCCUUUCCACACACUCAGGCUGGAUCUGGUGCUUGAAUGUGUGGCUCGGUAUCAAACCAAGCAGCGUUCUAUGUUCACGUUUGUGUGUGGGCAGCUGUUCCGACGUGAUGAGUUCUCGUCUCAUUUUAAGAACGUUCAUGGGGAUAUCCAUGCUGGACUUAAUGGCUGGAUGGAGCAGCGUUGUCCCCUGGCCUACUAUGGCUGCACCUACUCUCAGAGGCGGUUCUGUCCAUCUGUGCAGGGCUUUCGAAUCAUCCAUGACAGACAUCUUGGUUCCUUUGGGGUCCAGCCUGGUUUACCCUUGAAAACUGGAGACAGCAUCUCAAGAAAGACUCUCUACAGUGGCUGUCAGGGGGACCAGUUCAGCUGUCUUCCCUUUGAAGUGUUGCAGCACAUAGCGAGCUUUCUGGACAGCUUCAGCCUGUGCCAACUGUCCAGAGCGUCACGCACCAUGAGGGAUGUGUGCGCCAGCCUACUACAGAUGCGCGGCAUGGUCGUCCUGCUGUGGGAGAAGAAACGGCAUGAGGAUGGCUCUCCUUCAUGGCAAAUAACACACAAGGUGUGGAGGUUCAGUACUGCCUUUGGCACAGUGUCUGAGUGGAAAUUUGCAAACAUCGCCAGCAUGGCUGACCACCUGAAGAAAUGCAAGUUCAACAACAUCGCCCGUCGAGAGGAGGCCAUUCCUCUGCCCUGCAUGUGCUUCACCAGAGAGCUCACUAAAGAGGGAAAGUGUUUACGAUCGGUCCUCAAACCAGUAGCAUAAAGCUUUUGGAACAUUUCUGUGACCAGAAGAACUCAAUGGCACGUUUUCCUCCAGUGUUUACAGACAUUAUUCUGGUCAAAAACAAAACACCUGCUGGAGUUUCAGAGACAGUCAGUAGUAUUUGGUUCUUGGUUCCCUGUAUGAGAUGGAACCAGUUUGUAUUUCAGCUGAGUCAUGUUGAAAAGUCAAGUACCUCUAUUCUCAAUCUGUACUCUGAUCUGAAUAAUCCAGCAGUUUUAUUUUAUUUUAAUCAUUAGUUGGUAUCAGGGUUGGGCAGUGAACAAAUUCACCACCUAUCUAAGUUUGUUAGAGGAAGUUUUAUAAAGACAGAAGUUUUUUACUUUAUUUUUUAAUCCAUCCAUUAUCUUCCGCUUUGUCCAAAGUCAGGUCACGGGGGCAGCAGCUUGAGCAGGGAAGCCCAGACCUCUCUUUGCUCAUCUACCUCUUCCAGCUCUUCUGGGAGGACU
Messenger RNA from Austrofundulus limnaeus, 2917 nucleotides. It is a transcript of the gene fbxo30a, whose product is annotated as F-box protein 30a. The transcript has 3 exons. Bases 252 to 2450 code for a protein of 732 amino acids. NCBI's taxonomy places the organism in Eukaryota, Metazoa, Chordata, Actinopteri, Cyprinodontiformes, Rivulidae. The record is from RefSeq and is a predicted model, not a curated record. Gene Ontology annotation, molecular function: zinc ion binding; ubiquitin protein ligase activity; protein binding.